Molecule: messenger RNA, 2117 nt
Organism: Sodiomyces alkalinus F11
Lineage: Eukaryota; Fungi; Ascomycota; Sordariomycetes; Glomerellales; Plectosphaerellaceae
Product: FGGY-family pentulose kinase
Exons: 5
Coding region: 227-2053 (608 amino acids)
Biological process (GO): carbohydrate metabolic process
Molecular function (GO): phosphotransferase activity, alcohol group as acceptor; kinase activity
Source: RefSeq, a predicted model, not a curated record
CUGGCUGUCCUUUUCCUUCUCGUCUCUUCUCUAUACUGAUCGCAUCGACAAUUCGUUUAUUCUCUCUUAUCCUCUCAUCCGUUUAUUUGUACGAUUUUGGCUUCAUCAAACAGUUGGUGAUCUAUUGCAAGCACAAGCAAGCAAAUAGAAGGGUCAAAUCUGCGUAGCUCCAGCUUUCUAUUCUCAUCCGGUUGCUCGUUUGGUCCCUUGAAUCCUUCGCGAGAUCAUGGACGCCAUCCUAAAUCCCCCUCCAGCCUACAACCACUUCAUCGGUAUUGAUGUCGGCACCGGUUCGGCCCGGGCUUGUAUCAUCGACGAAACUGGCGACAUCAAGGCUUUGGCCUCGGAGCCGAUCCAGCUAUGGCAACCCGAAACGGGCUACUAUGAACAAUCGACCACCGAUAUCUGGAACUGCAUCUGUGUCUGCGUACAACGCGUUGUCCAAGAAUCCAAUGUCGAUGUCAACUCGAUCAAGGGCAUUGGCUUCGACGCUACGUGCUCGCUAGCCGUCUUUAGCCACGACACUGACGAGCCCGUCGGCGUCACCGGCCCCAAAUUCGACAACGCCGAUGGCAACGACCGCAAUGUCGUCCUUUGGCUGGACCACCGCCCAGUCGAGGAGACCAAGAAAAUCAACGCCACCAACCACAACCUGCUCAAGUACGUCGGCGGCCGUAUGAGCAUCGAGAUGGAGAUCCCCAAGGUCCUCUGGCUCAAGAACAACAUGCCCUCGGAGCUGUUUGACCGCUGCAAAUUUUACGAUCUGACCGACGCCCUGACCCAUAUGGCCACCGGCACCGAGACCAGGAGCUUCUGCAGCGUCGUCUGCAAGCAGGGGUUCGUACCCGUCGGGGUCGACGGGAGUGUCAAGGGGUGGCAGGAAGAUUUCCUGACCACCAUCGGCCUGGGUGAUCUCGUGAAGGACAACUUUAAGCGCCUUGGAGGCGUCAACGGGGUGAACGGAGACUACCUCAGCGCUGGCGAACUGGUCGGCCAUCUGAGCAAGAAGGCGGCGAGGCAGCUCGGUCUGCCCGAAGGCAUCGCCAUUGGCAGCGGCGUGAUUGAUGCCUACGCCGGCUGGAUCGGCACUGUCGGCGCUAAGAUUGACCCCGAGCAGGAGUCAGACCACCUUGACGACGGCAUGUCGCACAACGACCUGGAACAGGCCUACACCCGACUGGCGGCCGUGGCCGGCACAUCUACAUGCCACAUUGCCAUGUCGAAGGAGCCUGUCUUUGUGCCUGGCGUGUGGGGCCCGUACAGGGACGUUCUCCUACCGGGCCGCUGGUUAGCCGAGGGAGGGCAAUCUGCGACGGGUGAGCUGUUGCGGCAUGUGGUGGAGAUCCACCCGGCCUACACGGAGACGUUGGCGUUGGCGGAGGCAGAGAAGAGGAACAUCUACGAAUUUCUCAACUGCCACCUGGCGCGGCUGCAGGGGAGACAGGGUGCGCCGACCAUCUCGUAUCUGGGACGGCAUUUCUUCCUGUACGGCGACCUAUGGGGCAACCGGUCACCGGUCUCGGAUGCGAACAUGAAGGGCGCCGUGAUCGGACUGAGCAGCGACAGGAGCACGGACAACCUGGCGCUGUGGUACUACGGAGUGAUGGAGUUCAUCGCGAUGCAGACGCGGCAGAUCAUCCAGGAGAUGAACAAGGCCGGACACUCCAUCACCAGUAUCUUCAUGUCGGGCAGCCAGUGCCAGAAUCCGGUGCUGAUGGGCCUGCUGGCGACGGUGUGCGAGAUGCCGGUGCUGAUCCCGCGGUACAUCAACGCUGCGGUGGUGCACGGCGCCGCCAUGUUGGGUGCCAAGGCGGGAAGCGCGGACGCCGAGGGCAAGACGGAGGACCUGUGGUCGAUCAUGGACCGGAUGAGCAAGCCCGGGCGCGUCGUACGGCCGAGGACGGAACGCGGCGAGCGGAAGCUUCUGGAAGCCAAGUACACGGUGUUCCUGGAGCAAAUGCGAACGCAGCAGGAGUACCGGAAGCUGGUGGAUGAGGCUCUCGAAUCAUGGCCCGAGGCAGCGGCAGCGGCGGCCAAGAAGACUGACGCCUGACGAAUGAAUUUUGGGAUGGUGGGACAGGCGUGGGCCGGGACGGACUAGAUGGCUGGACAAUGGC